Prorocentrum cordatum is the source of this 6117-nucleotide messenger RNA. NCBI's taxonomy places the organism in Eukaryota, Dinophyceae, Prorocentrales, Prorocentraceae. The record is from the annotation of a GenBank genome assembly.
AUGGCAGCAUCCAUGUGCGCUUCCUUCGUUGUUGCGCGGCUCCUGCUGGUAAUACGGAUAUUCUGCCAGGGGACCGCCAGUGCCGCAGCCGCUGGCCAGCUGCGGGGCGCGGCACCGCCUGCCCAGGAGCCUUCCGCUGAUCCGUAUGCCAGGUAUGACAGGAGCCCCGUGCUGUCGGUCGAGGCCUGUGGGCGAGGAGAGAGGGAGCUGCUGCGCGAAGAGCUGGAGGCAGCAGCGUGCGCCUUCGUUGACGAGGCGAGGCUGAAAGGGACUUGCUCCGAAAGCGUCGUCGUCUGCUCUGCAGUCCAGAACUUCACGCACGGGGCAGCACGGGUGUUGAGCCACGAUGCAGGGAAACUCAUGCGACUCGCCGGAUUCCCUCAGCGCUGGGAUCCUCGAUCGAGGAGCGAUGAGUUCUACACUCAGUGGCGCGAUUAUGAAGGCAUCCUGGAACGGUUGGAGACAAUCGUUGCCGACGCAAGCGGCGUUGCGACGCUGGAGUUGCUCACCCCGGCGACCCCCGAGGGCCGCUACAUCCACGCGGUCCGCAUCCGCGAUGCUGCGUGGAUGCCAGGAUCUCCCAGGAUCGUUGUGAAUUGUCUGCUGCACGCCCGGGAGUGGCUCGCCGCGAUGGUGGGCACGUAUUUGGUGGAGCAUUGCGUCGCUAUGAAGGCCACUGACCCAAGCUGGCUGGCUGGCAUGGAGCUCGUCGUAGUGCCUGUUUCGAAUCCCGAUGGGUUCGUCUAUUCACAGACCGUGGACGCCAUCUACACGAACGUCGAUCACCCAGAUAAAGCAACGAUCGACGCUAUCGGACUGGAAAUGCAGAGCCGCAUUGCGGGUGUCAACGGCAGGAGCUACAUCUACGGCACGGGCGACGGCGACGGCGCACUCUACCUUGCAUCCGGCGUCAUGCCAGACUACUCCACCGAGCUAGGAGCAUACGGGUACACCGUCGAGCUACCGCCUGACUCGUGGUCUGGUGGAGGAUUCUCCCCGCCCACUUCGGAGAUUCUUCCUACAGGCGAGGAGAUGUUGGAGGCCGUCGGCGCGAUCGUGGGGUGGUUCUGCACGCUGGACGGCGCUUGCGUGGAAAGCCCCAACUACCCACAGAAUUACGACCCGGACCAGGCGUGCACCCUGGAGAUCUAUUCGGAGUUGGCGGCGCCCAUCGUGGUGGAGAGCUUCAACACGGAGUCGUACUUCGACACGCUCACGGUCAAUGGCGACGCCACGCGGUGCGAGUGGAAGUGGCAGGUCUCCCUGCAGACGCUCUCGGGCUUUCACUUCUGCGGCGGCGCGCUCAUCGCCGAGAAAUGGGUGAUGACAGCCGCCCACUGCAUGGGCAAUGCGUUCAAGGUCGUGGCGGGCCUCCACAGCAAGUCCACAGCAGACUCGGCCCAGGUGGAUCUGCAGGUGCAGCAGGACCAUUCGCAUCCCUGGUAUGACUCCUCGGCAUCUUCUUACGAUGUCGCCUUGGUGGAGUUGGUCGAGGGGCAAUGCGUUCAAGGUCGUGGCGGGUGUGCAGACUUGGAUCUGCAGGUGCAGCAGGGCGUCGGGACUUUCAUCGUAGCGUGCCUGCCAAGCGAGGACGUCGCUGACGGUGAGGAGUGCUUCAUCACUGGCUGGGGGACCCUCUCUUCUGGAGGGUCCUCCCCUGACCUGCUUCAGGAGGCGCAGGUGAAAGUCGUGAGCAACUCGGACUGCGGCGCUGCCUACGGCAGUGGGAUCAUCACCGAUGACAUGGUGUGUGCGCAGGGCGUCAACAGCGCCGGGCAAGUCACCGACGCCUGCCAAGGGGACAGCGGAGGGCCGCUCGUCUGCGCUUCCGGCGGUGCUGCUUACGUCCUUCACGGGGCCACGUCGUGGGGCUCCGGGUGCGCCAUGGAGCAGUACCCUGGCGUGUGGUCUCGGGUUCGCUACGUACGUGACUGGAUCGACGAAGUGAUGGGCAUGACGCAGCCACCGACUCCCAACUACCCCGAGGACUACAGCAAUGAUGAGGCGUGCGCCUUGGAGAUCGACUUGGGGAUGGCAGCACCGAUCGUGUUGGAGAGCUUCAGCACGGAGUUGUAUUUCGAUGUGCUCACGGUCAAUGGGUUACCUUACUCUGGCUCUGUCGGCCCGAGCGGGAUCACCCCGACGGCGGACAUCUUCUGGUCCUCCGACUCCAUUGACGCCACGCGGUGCGAGUGGAAGUGGCAGGUCUCCCUGCAGACGCUCUCGGGCUUUCACUUCUGCGGCGGCGCGCUCAUCGCCGAGAAAUGGGUGAUGACAGCCGCCCACUGCAUGGGCAAUGCGUUCAAGGUCGUGGCGGGCCUCCACAGCAAGUCCACAGCAGACUCGGCCCAGGUGGAUCUGCAGGUGCAGCAAGACCAUUCGCAUCCCUGGUAUGACUCCUCGGCAUCUUCUUACGAUGUCGCCUUGGUGGAGUUGGUCGAGGCAGCACCCAUGAACGACUGCAUCGGCGUAGCGUGCCUGCCAAGCGAGGACGUCGCUGACGGUGAGGAGUGCUUCAUCACUGGCUGGGGGACCCUCUCUUCUGGAGGGUCCUCCCCUGACCUGCUUCAGGAGGCGCAGGUGAAAGUCGUGAGCAACUCGGACUGCGGCGCUGCCUACGGCAGUGGGAUCAUCACCGAUGACAUGGUGUGUGCGCAGGGCGUCAACAGCGCCGGGCAAGUCACCGACGCCUGCCAAGGGGACAGCGGAGGGCCGCUCGUCUGCGCUUCCGGCGGUGCUGCUUACGUCCUUCACGGGGCCACGUCGUGGGGCUCCGGGUGCGCCAUGGAGCAGUACCCUGGCGUGUGGUCUCGGGUUCGCUACGUACGUGACUGGAUCGACGAAGUGAUGGGCAUGACGCAGCCACCGACGUCCGCACCUUCACCAACUCCAGUGCCCCCUCCGACGCCUGCCCCGCCGCCGACGCCAGCUCCUCAGCACAUGUGGGCGGCCAUCUCAGGGCCGUGCACGCUGGACGGCACGUGCGCGCAGAGUCCCAACUACCCCGAGGACUACAGCAAUGAUGAGGCGUGCGCCUUGGAGAUCGACUUGGGGAUGGCAGCACCGAUCGUGUUGGAGAGCUUCAGCACGGAGUUGUAUUUCGAUGUGCUCACGGUCAAUGGGUUACCUUACUCUGGCUCUGUCGGCCCGAGCGGGAUCACCCCGACGGCGGACAUCUUCUGGUCCUCCGACUCCAUUGUUGUCAGCAGUGGCUGGAGGCUGUGCCAGGGUGAAGCGCAGGUGAAAGUCGUGAGCAACUCGGACUGCGGCGCUGCCUACGGCAGUGGGAUCAUCACCGAUGACAUGGUGUGUGCGCAGGGCGUCAACAGCGCCGGGCAAGUCACCGACGCCUGCCAAGGGGACAGCGGAGGGCCGCUCGUCUGCGCUUCCGGCGGUGCUGCUUACGUCCUUCACGGGGCCACGUCGUGGGGCUCCGGGUGCGCCAUGGAGCAGUACCCUGGCGUGUGGUCUCGGGUUCGCUACGUACGUGACUGGAUCGACGAAGUGACGGGCAUGACGCAGCCACCGACGUCCGCACCUUCACCAACUCCAGUGCCCCCUCCGACGCCUGCCCCGCCGCCGACGCCAGCUCCUCAGCACAUGUGGGCGGCCAUCUCAGGGCCGUGCACGCUGGACGGCACGUGCGCGCAGAGUCCCAACUACCCCGAGGACUACAGCAAUGAUGAGGCGUGCGCCUUGGAGAUCGACUUGGGGAUGGCAGCACCGAUCGUGUUGGAGAGCUUCAGCACAGAGUUGUAUUUCGAUGUGCUCACGGUCAACGGGUUACCUUACUCUGGCUCUGUCGGCCCGAGCGGGAUCACCCCGACGGCGGACAUCUUCUGGUCCUCCGACUCCACUGCGGUCAGCAGUGGCUGGAGGCUGUGCCAGGGUGUGGACGCUGUAUGGUGCAGCAAGACCAUCGCCAUGCAGGUAGCUCCUCAGCACAUGUGGGCGGCCAUCUCAGGGCCGUGCACGCUGGACGGCACGUGCGCGCAGAGUCCCAACUACCCCGAGGACUACAGCAAUGAUGAGGCGUGCGCCUUGGAGAUCGACUUGGGGAUGGCAGCACCGAUCGUGUUGGAGAGCUUCAGCACGGAGUUGUAUUUCGAUGUGCUCACGGUCAAUGGGUUACCUUACUCUGGCUCUGUCGGCCCGAGCGGGAUCACCCCGACGGCGGACAUCUUCUGGUCCUCCGACUCCAUUGUUGUCAGCAGUGGCUGGAGGCUGUGCCAGGGUGACGCCACGCGGUGCGAGUGGAAGUGGCAGGUCUCCCUGCAGACGCUCUCGGGCUUUCACUUCUGCGGCGGCGCGCUCAUCGCCGAGAAAUGGGUGAUGACAGCCGCCCACUGCAUGGGCAAUGCGUUCAAGGUCGUGGCGGGCCUCCACAGCAAGUCCACAGCAGACUCGGCCCAGGUGGAUCUGCAGGUGCAGCAAGACCAUUCGCAUCCCUGGUAUGACUCCUCGGCAUAUUCUUACGAUGUCGCCUUGGUGGAGUUGGUCGAGGCAGCACCCAUGAACGACUGCAUCGGCACGCUCAUCGCCGAGAGGUGGGUCCUGACAGCUGCCCACUGCGUGGACGACUUCUUCUCUGUCGUGGCGGGCAGCCACAGCCAGUCCGCAGCAGACUCGAGCCAGGUGGAACUGCAGGUGCAACAGGUGCAUUCUCAUCCGCUGUACGGCUCUUCGGGCUAUUCUUACGACUUUGCCCUGGUGGAGUUGGCCGAGGCCGCACCCAUGAACGACUGCAUCGGCGUAGCGUGCUUGCCAAGUGAGGGCGUGGCUGACGGUGAGGAGUGCGUCAUCACUGGCUGGGGGACCCUCUCCUCUGGAGGGUCCUCUCCUGACCUGCUACAGGAGGCGCAGGUGAACAUCGUGAGCAACUCGGACUGCGGAGAGGCCUACGGCAGUGGGAUGAUAACGGAUGACAUGUUGUGCGCGCAGGGCGUCAACAGCGCUGGGGAAGUCACCGACGCCUGCCAAGGCGACAGCGGAGGGCCGCUCGUCUGCGCCUCUGGCGGCGCUUACGUCCUUCACGGGGCCACGUCGUGGGGCUCCGGGUGCGCCCAGGCGCAGUACCCUGGAGUCUGGUCUCGGGUCAGCUACGUGCGCGGCUGGAUCGACGGGCUGAUGGGUAUGACGCAGUCCCCGACACCUCCGCCACCACCUACGCCUGCUCCUCCUUCGACACCUCCACCGCCACCGACGCAGUCCCCGACACCUCCGCCACCACCUACGCCUGAUUCUGCUUCGACACCUCCGCCACCACCUACGCCGGCGUCCAAGCAGAAGGUGCUCUGCCUUCAUGGUGGCGGUGGCGACGGGCCGUCUUUCGAGGCAGAUCCGGGAAUGGCUGCACUGCAGAGCGCUUGGAGCGAGAGCUUCGAGUUCGUCUUCGCUGACGCGCCUUACGCCGGUGGGCUCUGGAUUCCAGAUCCACCUGGAGGGAAAGACGAGCCUACGACGGACCCAAACUGGGCAUCGGAGUCAGUGGAGUAUCUGGACGGACUUGUGCAAGAGCACGGGCCAUUCUUUGGUAUCUUGGGUUACUCGCAGGGUGCGGCAUUCGUACCGCUGUAUCUUUCCCACGCUGCUGCGGGUUCCUUUCAGGUGGCAAUGUUGUUCUGCGGGUAUCUUCCAAGCACGCAUCUUGGCAUCCUGGACACGAUAAGUUCAGGCAGUCCGUUCGAUGACAUUCACGCUCUGGUGUUCAUGGGCGUGUACGAUUUUAUUAUCAGCAACGAGAUGACACUGGAGCAGGCUGCCCUAUUUACUUCGCCCGUCGUCAUUACGAGCAGCAGCGCUGGUCACAAUUUGCCAUUUCCUUCGGAUCCAACGUUCAGCGAUGUCCUAGAUUAUCUCGAGGAGAGCUUAGCAUCGACGCCAGAACCUGAGCCAGAACCAGAGCCCUCUCCGACGCCAGCCCCGCUGCCGACGUCCAGUGGUACUUGCGGCAUGAAAGGCUCCGACGAUACCCCCUGGACGAACAAUAGGGUGAUCAACGGGCAAGACUCCACCGAGUGCGAGUGGACGUGGCAGGUUGGGCUGACGAGCGUGCCCCUUUUUGCGGUGGUACGCUCAUCGCAGACAGGUGGGUGCUUACAGCGGCUCACUGCGUAG